Messenger RNA from Chenopodium quinoa (quinoa), 3826 nucleotides. RefSeq names its product RING-H2 finger protein ATL80-like. Bases 1611 to 2201 code for a protein of 196 amino acids. The record is from RefSeq and is a predicted model, not a curated record. The transcript has a single exon. Lineage: Eukaryota; Viridiplantae; Streptophyta; Magnoliopsida; Caryophyllales; Amaranthaceae.
CUUGUCUUAUUUGCUUAGAUUUGCUAUAUUCUUCUAUGGGUGUAAACUUAAAAGUGUCCUUUAACAAUUAUUUCACUUACACAAAUUAUUAAUAUAAAACAUUUACUUGAAACCGUCGCCACUGUACUAAAUGUUACCUGUUAUCAUGGACCGGUUGAGCUUCAUUAAGAAGUCCUUUUCAGAUUAUUGAUUGAGAAUCAUUCAGUGUACUUCUGGAUGGAAUUUAGGUUAAUGUUGGAAAAAUGGAUGGUGGGCGAUGGAGAACAAAAGCACAGGCGUAAAAGAAUGACCCAGAUUCUUUAAUAGACCACCUUUUCUGCUCAUUGUGGAGAGUUCCUUUUCGUGUAGUCUAUCCCACUACCAAAAGUUCCUUUAAUUUUUUGUCAUGUUUAUGCUAUAAAAUAUGCAUGUUUUUUUUUAAUUAAUUAUUGAAUAAAGUUGCUAGUUGUAGAAAUGGAACUCUGCUUAUAAACUUGGUUAUAGGAGCAGCAGUCAUGCUGUUGUGUGCUUGUGCUUAUUAUCAUGUUCAAGCAUUUGUGAGAUACUUGCCACUGACCAAGUAAUCUAUUUGCUCUUUAGUUCUUGUUAGUGCCAGAUACAAAGCUGUUAUAUAAGAAGAUAUAUAAUGAUAGUGGAAAGAACACAUGUUCCACUUCCUGUUAAUCAGUGUCCUUGUUAGGAUUUGUUAUGGUUUAUACUUUUGCAUUGCACUUGUUCAUGUCCAUUGGCCAUAACUAUUCAAACACUGUCAGUUGUUUAUGGAGCUUUGUCUCAAGAAGUUUAAUCUCCUAGCAGGCUGGCACAGUGCAGAAAUGACACGCUAAAUAUAUUGCUAAUAAAAAAGAGGAAGAGGUCAAUAAUUAUUAUAUACCAAUUUUUUUAUGCUAGUAUGUUCAGUGAAAUGAAGGUUUUAUAAUCUUCAUAGUGUCUUUUCAUGUAUGUUUGAUUUCUUCUUAAAUGAACUAGAUGCUUACUAGUUACAACUUCAUUGCAUGUAAUUUGUUUAGCGUUGGUGUUUUACUUUGAAUGCAGUUUACUUAUUCCCUGUAGUUUUGUGGUCUGAUUUCUAGUUUACACUUUCUGCCUUAACAUGUGUGUGAAACUGUAUACCAUUUUGAGAAAGGAGAUUAAUAUUCUACUUAGACAAUUGUUUCAUAUUUCUAAUGAUUGCAUUUUAUGAAGUCUUGGGAAGACUAUGACAUGAGUACAUUGCCAAGUCUUUAUAUUGUCACUUGCUGAGAUGUAGUUAUUUAGUGUAUUUACAAUAGAAAUAAUUUUGGAUGGUGGGCCUUAAAUAGAUAUUUAGUUGAGCUGCAAAAUGCUUUAUAAGCUCAUGGUUACCUAGUCUCUCUAAAGAAUCAAGAGAGGAAAAAGUUUUUUUUUUAAUUUAUUUUUUGAGGGGGCAGGAAGGAAAGUUAAAAUUUCUGUCUUGUUAUUGGUUGACAGCAACUUGCUACGUAUCGCUAUUACUAUAAAAGCUUUGCAGACCUAGAGGCUCAGACUUAACCUCUGAGAGAUUAAACCCUUUAUAUGCACACCCUUGUACACUUUACAAACCCCUCCCCUCUCUCUUGAAAAGAUUACAGAGAACAGGAAAAGAAAGAAAAGUCAUGGUUGUUAGUCUAAGACUUCUUUCUGCAGUUAACACAUCAGUGUCUGCCAAUAAUGCGGGACUAACUUCGACCCAAUCAGACUAUGUCGUCAUCUUGGCUGCUCUCUUUUGUGCUCUUAUCUGUGCAGUUGGCCUUGCAAUGGCAGCACGCUGUGUGUGUCUUUACCGCCCUUUCAAUCUUUUCACAACAGCUCCAGUCUUUCAUACUUCAGCACCUCCUCCGUCAGGUCUCAGUAAGAAGACCCUCCAGUUACUGCCUACAACGAAGUAUCUUUGUGAAGCAGAUGAUAGUAAUAAACAGGAUGACUGUGCCAUCUGCUUGACAGAGUUUUCUGAUGGAGAAAUGAUGAGGGUUCUUCCACGAUGUGGCCAUGUAUUUCAUAUAACCUGCAUUGAUAAAUGGCUUGGGUCCCACUCAUCGUGUCCAUCUUGUAGACAAUUAGUUCUGGUAGCUGGUAAAUGUCAUCACUGUGGAGGAUUUUCUGCCCAUCAAGGCUUCCAUGGCACUGCCAAUGAGGUGCAUACGAGAGAGACUGACGUGAUGCGCAGGCAAGAGCCUCAAGACUAUAUGCUUACAUAUUUACCAUAAUAACAACAGGAAGUGAUGUGUAUUUUUUUAUUGUUUCGUUAUAAUUACCUACUUUCAUUUGAUUGGAGCGGGCGUGCCAUACAUGUCAAAUUGCUAAAUCUAAUGGAAAAGAAGUAUAGGAAUCCAUUCAAGUGCAUUUGAUUAUGACAUUCUUCUAGCAUUGUCAGUUAUGGUAUUAUGUGAAGUUUGGGAUUUUGCAUCUUGCUACAUACGUAUGUGCCAUGAGUUUGGGGAUCAUAUCAAGCUGCAAGGUCGCCUUUGCUUUGGUCUAGUGAGACAAAUUUACUACGUAGUGUUUGGCAGAGAAAUACUUCAUUCAUCAGCAAUUCAGUAUCACUGAACCUUUGGUGCUCUUAUACUGUUGUACACUUGUACUUGUCCAAGACCCUGAUUCUCAGCCAAGAUGCCCCCCUCGCCCCAGGGAAGUUAGUCACAAAAAUGCUUAAAAAGCACUGUUAUGAAUUAUGAUGUAACAAAUAUGAAAGACCAGAACUGUCGUGAAAACACCAAUGGUGGAUGACUUGCUUGAGUUUCCUGUAUACAAUACUGGUAGUAACGAAAGUCCAAUGGUUCAUGACAGAGGAGCCAAGUUCCAGGUACUUGGGCAUAAUUCACAUUGUCUAUUCUUUGGCAUUAUAGAGCUCUUUGCUGUCUAAGAGAUACGCCAUUAGCAUUAGUGAAACUGUGAAAGCAGCUUUUUAUGUACAACUUGCUGCAGAACACUUGUAUACACUAUACUGUGGUUUUUAAUAUUAAUCGAAAUUAUGUGCACCACUAAAUUUGUUAUGAUUUUUAGAUAUUUUAAGUUCAUGAAAUCAUGAGAUUAAUGCUGUUAUUUAAAAUUCAAGAUGCUUGCAAGUAAUAUGGUGCCUUAAUAAUCUCUUGUUCUGAUAAGCAUUCUUAGCCUUUUUUUUUUUUUUUUUUAAUAAAGAUUAGAGUAUACGGUAUAUACCUAUUUUAGUGGAAGCUCCAUAAUCUUAAAAGCUCUUGUAUCAAAUCCUAAUUAUUCUAAUCUCCCUUGCUCACUCUAGCAGAUGCCUUAGUUUUAACUUCUCUUUCAUUUAAUUUGAGUGUAUGUGGUAGUCUACUGUCUACGAACACUUCCACUAGAAAGUUGACACAGGGAGGGAGAGUCAACUAGUCAAGAAGGGAAAACUUUCGCUUAAAUGACGCCAUUAUUAGCUGACUAGGAGAAUUUAGAAUUUUUUGCUACUCGUAUAUUAAUUGUGCAUAAGGUUUGACCCCACUUUUUCAAGUUUUCAACUAAUAUAAAACUAACAACUCAAAGUGUAUGUUGGGACUUGGAUGAUAGAAUUUCAAAAGUCUCAUUCAUAGAAUUAUUUGCAUAAGUUAGUGGCUUUGGUCUUGAGAUAACUGCUUGGAGCUACUAGAUGAUCGGUUUAACUAAAACCUUUAACGAAACAUACGAACUCAAACAAAUGCAAGUCCAAUGCAAAAAGAGUCUUCAAUCUUCAGAAUGAAACUCAAAACUUUGAAUAAAAAUUCAUAUAAUUUUGCUCUUUUUCUUUGAUGUUAGCUUUAUAUAUUAAGUUCAUGUCAGUGAGUGUUUGUAAAGUCUGAAGGUUUUUUUUUUUUUUUUUUUUUUUUUUUGAAACUGGGACAAG